GCGUACGAGUUGCAAUUCACCGCCUGUUCUGUUCGAUUCUUAGCCCUCCUUCGACCCCUAUUCGCUUCCUUUGUAUUGUUCAUGUAAUUCUAACGUUAUUCCUACUACUACCCACACACCUACACAAGCAAGCAGGUCUUGAGCAGCAUGGCACUACUUGUGCCGUUUGUGCUGUUAGCAUACCUCGUCCUCUACUCCUUCGCCUUCUCGAUACCACGGCUUCCCGAGUUCCUGUCCGCUGGUCGCGUUCCGCAGCAGCAGAAGCCGCUGAGGGAUACGCUAGAUGCGUGGAUAGAGAGGGAGGAGCGGAUAGCACUUGAGAAGUUGCUGGAUAAUGUGAAGCCAGGCGGCAGGAACGUGGAAGGGAAGGGUGUGGUUGAUGGGACCGUAGUAGCAAGUCCUUCGACUAGGGAGCCGGAUUACUGGUUUCAGUGGGUUCGAGACGCAGCCAUUACUACAGGCACGCUCGUAGACUUAUACGCCGAUGAUCCCUCCUCUUCCCUCUCCGCCACCCUCUCCACGAUCCUCGACGCCUAUGCAAAGCUCCAAUAUGACAUCCAGCAUACUGACAACCCAUCGGGGACCUUCGAAACAAAGCAGGGUCUGGGCGAACCUAAAUUCCACAUCGAUGGCUCGGCCUUCAGAGGGAACUGGGGACGACCGCAACGCGAUGGCCCAGCUCUCCGCGCCAUAACACUCAUGUCGUACCUGCGGGCCUACAAUACCUCCCACCCGUCUUUGUGGGACAGCAAUGAAGGCGACAGCUUUUUCGAUCUGCUCUACGAGCCCAGUAUGCCUGCUAAGAGCAUCAUAAAAGCGGAUUUGGAGUAUGUGAGCCAUUUCUGGAAUGCAACGGGCUUCGAUCUCUGGGAGGAGGUCGACGGACUGCAUUUCUUUACCGCAAUGGUGCAGUGGCGGGCGUUGAAGGAGGGAAGCGAGGUCGCAAGAGCGUUCGGCGAUAACGGUGCUGCCAACUGGUAUGCCGAGCAGGCUUCGUACCUAGAGCGUUUCGUGAGGAGAUUCUGGAACUCGAGGAAGGGCCAUUUGGUCGAGACGCUAUGGAGUCAUCGGACCGGACUGGACUGCGGUCUCUUACUUGGCUCUAUCCAUGCGUACCCUGAUGAAGAGGCCCCUUUCGAACCGUUAUACCCGCCAUAUUCGGAUGAGGUUCUUGUCUCGCUACUAGCCCUCGUGCAGGAUCAGCGAACGAGAUUUCCGAUUAACAGCAAGCCGGAGGAGGACUACGACACUCCUAUCGGCACAAACAUCAUGGAAGGCGUAGGACUAGGUCGCUACCCCGAAGACAUUUACGACGGCUACGGUACCUCCAACCGCGGCGGAAACCCCUGGUUCCUGUGCACCUCCUCGGCCGCCGAAGUCCUAUACCGGACCGCAACCCAAGCGACUUCCACCUCCAAUCUCACCAUCAGCCCCAUCGGCAUGCCUUUCUACGAAGCCCUCCUCGCCUCAUCCUCCCUAACACCCGAGCCUGGCGUGACCUAUGGACCUAGUGACGCCGUAUACCACUCUGUUAUCGAGAGACUAAAGCUCAUCGGGGAUGAGUUCCUGGAAAUAGUGAAGAUGCAUGUUGAUGGCGCCGGUGCCAUGAGCGAACAGUUCGAUCGCGUGACGGGGUAUAUGCGCGGUGCAAGGGAUUUGACGUGGAGUUAUGGGGCCUUUUUGCAGGCUGUAAGGGCGCGGAAGGCGUUGGCGGAAGCGUUUUGAUGGAGUCGGCGCGAAUGGGUUUGCAGGUGAAAGCAAGUGAAAUUAGAGGAGGGUGUCUAGAGGAGGAUGCAUUAUGAUGGUAU
Messenger RNA from Trematosphaeria pertusa, 1808 nucleotides. Its product is annotated as glycoside hydrolase family 15 protein. Gene Ontology annotation, cellular component: fungal-type vacuole. Gene Ontology annotation, molecular function: glucan 1,4-alpha-glucosidase activity. The coding region runs from base 148 to 1725 and encodes 525 amino acids. The transcript is spliced from 2 exons. The record is from RefSeq and is a predicted model, not a curated record. Gene Ontology annotation, biological process: polysaccharide metabolic process. NCBI's taxonomy places the organism in Eukaryota, Fungi, Ascomycota, Dothideomycetes, Pleosporales, Trematosphaeriaceae.